AGACAGACAGACCGACCUCCUCACGGCCGUCUGCUGCCUCUUCCCACCCCUUCGCCAUGAGUCUCCUCCGCUGCUCCUUGCGAGCAGUAGGACCGACUCGCGAUGCCGGUCGGAUCUCAUCCCAAUGCCUUCUGAGACGGUCUCCUCCACCGCGUCUCUCCGCCGCUGGCCUCCGCGGCUUCAUCUCGUCUUCCCGCUCUCACUCCGGCAGUGCCGCUUCUCAAUCCCCUCCUGCACCUCUCCACCGCUCCUUCUUCUCCUCCAAUCGCGCCGAAGAUGCUGCAGCAAACAAGAGCAGCUUGCUGUCCUCGUUGUCGACCAACAAUGGCAACCCUCAACCCGACUCCCCCACCCGCAAAUCAGCAUCAGACCACCAGCCGACCUCUACCUCUUCCUCCCCCGUCUCAACUACCUCCGAAUCCACGCAGACAGAGCUUCCACACCGCCGAAGGAAACGACUAAAGGAUGAAGCUGCAGCCAGCGACGCCGAAGCCGAACAUGUCAUCCCCCCCGACGCCUCCGCACAGCUGUCGGCCUUCUCCUCCGCCCUCCCCACCACGUCCCCGCGCCGCAAAAUGGCGGCCUUUCUCGCGCUCUGCAAACCCCGGUUAUCUGUUCUGGUCGUGCUGAGCGCAAGUGCAGCCUACGGCAUGUACCCAAUUUCGACGCUCCUCGCCCUGGAUCCCUCGAUGACCCCGCUUCCGACCCUCUCAACCUCCACCCUCACAUUCCUCUACCUGACGGCGGGCACCUUCCUGUCCAGCUGCUGCGCCAACACCAUCAACAUGUUCCUCGAGCCCAAGUACGAUGCCCUCAUGUCGCGGACCCGCAACCGCCCGCUCGUCCGCGGUCUCGUCUCCCGCCGCGGGGCCGUGCUCUUUGCGAUCGCGACCGCGAUCUCCGGGCUGGGCCUGCUCUACUUCGGCACCAACCCCACGGUCACCGCCCUCUCCGCGGGGAACAUCAUCCUCUACGGCUUCAUCUACACCCCGCUCAAGCGCAUCCACGUGAGCAACACCUGGGUCGGAGCUAUCGUCGGCGCCAUUCCGCCGCUGAUGGGUUGGGUGGCCGCGGCCGGGCAGACCGCGACGACGGGCCACGACACAUGGCGCGACAUGCUCUUCAGCGAGGACAGCGUCGGCGGCUGGCUGCUCGGCGGGAUCCUGUUCGCGUGGCAGUUCCCUCACUUCAACGCGCUGUCGCACACCAUCCGCGAGGAGUACAAACGCGCCGGCUACAAGAUGCUGUGCUGGAAGAACCCGGCCAUGAACGCGCGCGUCGCGCUGCGCUACUCGGUGCUGAUGUUCCCGAUCUCCAUCGGCCUGUGGUGGGUCGGCGUCGUCGGCCACGGGUUCCUGGUCAGCAGCUCCCUCGCCAACGCCUGGCUCGUCAAGGAGGCCUACCGCUUCUGGAAGUACCAGGGCGGCCAGGGCAGCGCCCGCGGCCUCUUCUGGGCGAGUAUCUGGCAGCUCCCCGUCCUGCUGGUCGGCGGCCUGGUCACCAAGAAGGGUCUCUGGGAUGGCGUGUGGCAGCAAGCGUUCGGACAGCCCGAUGACCUCGAGGAUGAUGAGGCCGACUAUGUGUACGUGGACGAGGAGGAAGCUGCUGCUGCUGCUGCUGCUUCCACCGCCACGCAGGUGACUUCCCGGGCCUAGACCGGAUCAAAAAACAAAAUCAAAUACCAAAAACCGUGUAAAACAGAAACCAGAUAUAGAAUGAUUGGCAUGGCCUGGGGGAUUAUAUGUGAAUUUUCUUUAGUGCAUCUCAUUCUGGUCCCACUCAUUUGUUUACGUGUUAUAUUCUAGAUUCCCUGUUUUGGUUCAAUGUGGGACGGGCGUUGUCUUUUCUUUUUUUUUCAGGUUGGUUUCGAUGGCCUUCCUUGCCUUGUCUUGUAUAACAGCCGUCGCGUGGAGCUUUGAUGUUUCUUAUGUGCUUGUGAUCUUACUCUGGUGACGGACUCGGUAGAUGGAGCUAGCUGUACUAUAUCAACAGUACUGAAGGCUGCACUAUAUCCGAGUGAUGAAUGAAGUAAAGAUGUCUUUUUUCUAGA
This is a messenger RNA of Aspergillus aculeatinus CBS 121060, 2050 nucleotides long. RefSeq names its product protoheme IX farnesyltransferase (gene cox10). Gene Ontology annotation, cellular component: mitochondrial membrane; mitochondrion. The coding region runs from base 57 to 1655 and encodes 532 amino acids. Lineage: Eukaryota; Fungi; Ascomycota; Eurotiomycetes; Eurotiales; Aspergillaceae. The transcript has a single exon. The record is from RefSeq and is a predicted model, not a curated record. Gene Ontology annotation, molecular function: protoheme IX farnesyltransferase activity. Gene Ontology annotation, biological process: heme biosynthetic process.